CCUCAUCACCGCAUCACCCCGCUCACCGCGCCAAGCUCACCGCGCCAAGCUCACCGCGCCAAGCUCACCGCGCCAAGCUCACAAUGGACAAGGGCAGAGACGAUGAGACUUCGCGCCCGCGCCAUGACGACGAAGAAGAGGAGGAAGAGCUGAUGGAGUGGGAGGCGCCCUACUACAAGGACACAGUGCUAUGGGUCAUCGACAACUCCGAAGCCAUGCACGAUAUAGACCCACAGAGCGGCAAAUCCUACCUACAUCGCAGCAUCGAGGUGGCCUGCCGCAUGAUGGAGCACAAGUUGAUUCGCAGCCCCUCGGACAAGAUUGGCAUCCUACUCUUCAACACUCGCCAGACUCACGUUCCCGUCGUAGGCAAGAAGAUGACUCACCCAGGCUGCUACGCCAUCGUCGAUAUCCAGCAAGUCAACGUACCCACCGUCGUCACCCUCCGCGACGACUUAGCAGAGGCGGAUCGCAGUCCCGAAGGGGCGACGCAAUGGUUCCGCAACAAGUAUCCGCCCGACACGGGACAGGUGCGUAUUCACUACGUUCUCACCAACGCAGAGAGUAUGCUCAAUUCGGCCGGCAAGACGGGCUCCAGGCGUAUCUUCUGGGUGACCAACAACGACGAUCCGUAUGCAGGACGCUCGGCGAGGACCAAAUUGCAUCGCGGGGCGCUGGACAAGAUCAAGGAUAUGAUCAGGCGUGGCAUCGAGACGGAGGCAUUCCUCAUCAGCACGAAUCCCGCCAAGCCCUUCGAUACGGCCAAGUUCUAUGCCGACCUCUUCCAGGCAUACGACGAUGGAGCCGAGGAGCUCAAGGGUGACGUGGGGCUGGGAGGCGGCAACGAUUCUAGCACGACUGUGCGUGUCAAGUGGAACGCAUUCGACAAGUUUGAGGAUCUCGAGGCAGACGCAGGAGCGAGGGAGACGCCUAAGCGGGUGACCUUCCGUAUCGGCAUGGAGCUGGCAGAUGGACUCACGAUCGGCAUCGCAGGUUACAAUCUCGUCAUCCGCUCGACGAACAACACGGGGGCCGCUAAUCGUGGACACCCAGUCAAUGUCUAUCGCGAGGACGAGGACGAUCUGUGGCAGGAGGUGGUCACUACCUCUCACCUCCAAUGCAAGGACACGGGGCAAAUCCUCGACGGCAAGACGCAGGUCGAUCACGCGUUUGCUCUGGGCUUCGAUACGAGCCCGCGGGGGACGGUUCGCUUCUCGCCAGAGGAGAUCACCAAGUUGAAGACGAGUGGGAUCGGACCGGGCUUGAAGGUGCUGGGCUACAAGGACAGGAGCGAGUUGCGUUUCUGGGAAAAUGUCAAGCACAGCGUCUUCAUCUUCCCGAGCGACGCGGAGUACACGGGAUCGCAGCGUACCUUCAGCGCCUUGCUUCAGGUGAUGCUGGCCAAGGACAAAAUCGGCAUCGCUCUCUUCUCCCCCCGCCCCUCCUCCAUCCCAGAAUUCGUUGCCAUCAUCCCGCAAGCCGAGGAAUGCGACUCAGAGACUGGCGUCCAAACCGAGCCAGGCGGAAUGCACCUCAUCCCCCUGCCCUUCGCAGACGAUAUUCGCGAGAUGCCCGACAGCUGCGCCGAGUGCGUUGAGGCCACGCCUGACCAGGUCGAGAAGGCGGGCAAGGUAGUCAGCAGAUUCUCGAGGAGUGCGGCGUUCAAUCCGGACUUCUACCCGAAUCCGGCACUCAAUUAUCACUUCGAGGCGCUGAAGGCCGUUGCAUUUGGGGUGGACAUCGAGGACCCCGUCGACAAAUCCCUCCCAGACUACGUCUCCAUCAGGAAUCGCUGCGGUCGGGAGAUCUCCGAGCUCCACAAAUCCGUCAACAGCGAUGCUCGUCUUGACCCUCUCUCCUCUUCUGCGUUGCCCGUCGUCACGAGCGAGAAGAAGCGAGCAAUCGUCAUCGACUCGGCAGAGGAGCAACGUUUGCUGGAUGUGCACACGAGGGGGAACUUGAUGAACAAGAAGGUGGAUUACUUGAAGGCGGCCUGUGAUCAUUAUCGUGUGGCGAGGGGGGGUAAUAAGCCUGAGCUGGUGGCGAGGUUGGGAAUCGUCCUGGAUAAGGUACUUGUGAAGAGGGGGAUUGAGAGAUCCGGUGAGGAGUAGGCGGAGAGUACGAGGGCACAGAGAGGGGAGCGCUCACAGAGAGGAGAAAGCAGUCGUCGCUUUGCUUUCGUAUACUAUUAGUACGGG
Messenger RNA from Jaminaea rosea, 2198 nucleotides. Its product is annotated as SPOC domain-like protein. Bases 84 to 2111 code for a protein of 675 amino acids. The record is from RefSeq and is a predicted model, not a curated record. Gene Ontology annotation, cellular component: Ku70:Ku80 complex; nucleus. The transcript is spliced from 6 exons. Gene Ontology annotation, molecular function: telomeric repeat DNA binding; damaged DNA binding; double-stranded DNA binding. NCBI's taxonomy places the organism in Eukaryota, Fungi, Basidiomycota, Exobasidiomycetes, Microstromatales. Gene Ontology annotation, biological process: double-strand break repair via nonhomologous end joining; telomere maintenance; cellular response to gamma radiation.